UGAAGAGGGGGAGGCGCAGCUUCAGUGGCCACAGGGCAUGCGAACAGAGUGCCAAGUCGGAGAGUGCGGGCUGAGAGCAGGAGGAGAGAAGACCUGCUUGGACGCCUUGUCCACUCAACCUGCCUUCCCGUCCACCCGUCUCUCUGCUUGGGCAUCGUCCUCGGCUUGACCAUGGGGCGUGGGCGUGGAGAGGACGAACCGCCCAACAAGGUCGAGGAGAAGCCCAAUAUGUUCUGCUGGAAGCGAAAGAGCAACAUGGAAGAGCUGAAGAAAGAGGUGUCCUUGGACGAUCACAAGCUGUCGAUGGACGAGUUGCACCACAAGUACGGGACCAAUCUGCUUCGGGGCCUGACGAACGUGCGAGCCGCGGAGAUCUUCGCUCGAGACGGCCCCAACGCCCUGACCCCUCCCCCGACCACCCCAGAGUGGGUCAAGUUCUGCAAGCAGCUGUUUGGGGGCUUCUCGCUGCUGCUGUGGGUGGGAGCCAUCCUGUGCUUCCUGGCCUACGGCAUCCAGGCCGUCACUGAAGACGAGCCCUCCAACGACAACCUGUACCUGGGGGUGGUGCUCUCGGCCGUGGUGAUCAUCACCGCCUGCUUCUCCUACUACCAGGAGAGCAAGAGCUCUCGCAUCAUGGACUCCUUCAAGAACAUGGUCCCACAGCAAGCGCUGGUGAUCCGCGAGGGCGAGAAGGUGCAGCUGAAUGUGGAGCAGGUGGUGCUGGGAGACCUGGUGGAGAUCAAGAGCGGAGACCGCAUCCCCGCCGACCUGCGCGUUGUGUCGUCCCACAGCUGCAAGGUCGACAACUCCUCGCUGACUGGCGUGUCGGAGCCUCAGAGUCGCUCGCCCAACUUCACGCACGACAACCCGCUGGAGACUCGCAACAUCGCCUUCUUCUCCACGGACUGCGUCGAGGGCACUGCUCGUGGGAUCGUCAUCAACACCGGUGACCGCACGGUCAUGGGCCGUAUCGCCACGCUGGCCUCCGGGCUCGAGGGCGGCCGCACUCCCAUCAACAUCGAGAUCGAGCACUUCAUGCACAUCAUCAUGGGCGUGGCCGUCUUCCUCGGCGUCUCCUUCUUCAUCCUGUCGCUCAUCCUCGGAUACAGCUGGCUGGAGGCCGUCAUCUUCCUCAUCGGCAUCAUCGUGGCCAACGUGCCCGAGGGUCUGCUGGCCACCGUCACCGUCUGCCUGACGCUGACGGCCAAGCGCAUGGCCAAGAAGAACUGCCUGGUGAAGAACCUGGAGGCCGUGGAGACGCUGGGCUCCACCUCCACCAUCUGCUCCGACAAGACGGGCACCCUCACGCAGAACCGCAUGACGGUGGCGCACAUGUGGUUCGACAACCAGAUCCACGAGGCGGACACCACGGAGGACCAGUCCGGCACGGCGUUCGACAGGAGCUCCCCGACGUGGAGCGCCCUGGCGCGCGUGGCGGCGCUGUGCAACCGCGCCGUCUUCCAGGCAGGCCAGGAGAGCAGGGCCGUGCUCAAGCGCAACGUGGUUGGCGACGCGUCCGAGUCGGCGCUGCUGCGAUGCGUGGAACUGUGCGUAGGAAACGUGCGCGACAUGCGCAGCAGGAACCAGAAAGUGGCCGAGAUUCCCUUCGACUCCACCAUCAAGUACCAGCUGUCCAUCCACGAGUCGGAUGAACCAAACGACCCGCGCUACCUGCUGGUCAUGAAGGGUGCCCCGGAGCGCAUCCUCGACCGCUGCUCCUCCAUCAUCAUCGAGGGUCGGGAGGAAUCUCUGGACGAGGAGCUGGAGGAGGCCUUCCAGAACGCCUACCUGGAGCUGGGCGGGCUGGGCGAGCGCGUGCUGGGGCUGUGCCAACUCCGCCUCCCGGUCGACCAGUUCCCCAGGGGGUACGCUUUCGACACAGAGAACAUCAACUUCCCCAUGGAGGACAUGUGCUUGGUUGGCCUCAUGUCCAUGAUCGAUCCUCCUCGUGCCACCGUGCCCGACGCCGUGGGCAAGUGUCGCUCGGCUGGAAUCAAGGUCAUUAUGGCAACAGGAGACCAUCCCAUCACCGCCAAGGCCAUCGCCAAGAGCGUUGGCAUCAUCUCCGAGGGCAACGAGACGGUAGAGGACAUUGCAGUGCGACUCAACAUCCCCGUAAACCAGGUGGACCCAAGAGACGCGAAGGCGUGCGUGGUGCAUGGCUCGGACCUCAAGAACAUGACGGAGACUCAGCUGGACGACAUCCUGAAGAACCACACGGAGAUCGUGUUCGCUCGCACCUCCCCCCAGCAGAAGCUCAUCAUCGUGGAGGGCUGCCAGAGACAGGGUGCGAUUGUGGCUGUGACGGGAGACGGUGUGAACGACUCCCUGGCGCUCAAGAAGGCCGACAUCGGCAUCGCCAUGGGUAUAGCGGGCUCUGAUGUGUCCAAGCAGGCGGCCGACAUGAUCCUGCUCGAUGACAACUUUGCCUCCAUCGUCACCGGCGUGGAAGAGGGACGACUGAUCUUCGACAACCUCAAGAAGUCGAUCGCGUACACGCUGACAAGUAACAUCCCCGAGAUCACGCCCUUCCUCUUCUUCAUCCUGUGCAACAUCCCCCUCCCGCUGGGCACCGUCACAAUCCUGUGCAUCGACCUGGGCACCGACAUGGUGCCCGCCAUCUCCCUGGCGUACGAGGCGGCGGAGAGCGACAUCAUGAAGCGGCAGCCGAGGAACGUGCGCGUCGACAAACUCGUGAACGAGCGGCUGAUCAGCAUCGCCUACGGGCAGAUCGGCAUGAUCCAGGCCCUGGGAGGAUUCUUCACCUACUUUGUGAUCAUGGCCGAGAACGGGUUCCUACCGUCCAAACUCAUGGGGCUCCGCAUCGAAUGGAACACGAGGUCACAGAACGAGCUGGAGGACAGCUACGGCCAGGAGUGGACGUACGAGCAGCGCAAGAUCGUGGAGUACACCUGCCACACCUCGUUCUUCGUGAGCAUCGUCGUGGUGCAGUGGGCCGAUCUCAUCAUCUGCAAGACGAGACGCAACUCCGUGUUCCAGCAGGGCAUGAAGAACAAGGUGCUGAUAUUUGGGCUGUUUGAGGAGACCGCCCUGGCCGCCUUCCUCUCCUACUGCCCGGGCAUGGACGUGGCCCUGCGCAUGUACCCGCUCAAGUUGAGCUGGUGGUUCUGCGCCUUCCCCUACAGCAUCCUCAUCUUCGUGUACGACGAAGUGCGCAAGCUCAUCAUCCGGCGCAACCCCGGGGGCUGGGUAGAGAAGGAAACCUACUACUAGGAGCCGCUCUCCUUCUGUUGGCUACAAUUGUCAAUUGCCCAGCUGUUCGCGUCGUAAUAAACGCGGAUUAAUCGCAGCAGAACACCUUUAGACGUUUAACCACUUAAACCGCUGUUUGUGGAAUUCAAACGGAAUAUUGCGGACAUGAAAUCAAUUUAUUUAACGAGCUUCGAGGAAUUAUUUACUCAACCGGAAUUCCAGUUUUUCAUCUGCCGAUUGGCACAGCCCUCGUCUUCAAGAGGCAUCGCGGCGGAGCGGAAGCAGAACGACGUGGAUGGCACCCUGCGCUCGUGCGGGGGACGAGGCAGCAGCUGCACGCGACACCAACCCCCCUUCCCCACCAACCCGCCUCGUCACAACGCCACUCUCGGCGGCGGCCCAGCUCUCAAGAGCGCAGGAGGUGCAACUGCGCCAGCGCCUAUGGGACAAAGGAAGCCUCGGUGCUGGG
This is a messenger RNA of Lethenteron reissneri (Far Eastern brook lamprey), 3682 nucleotides long. Its product is annotated as sodium/potassium-transporting ATPase subunit alpha-1-like. The record is from RefSeq and is a predicted model, not a curated record. Gene Ontology annotation, cellular component: plasma membrane. Gene Ontology annotation, biological process: proton transmembrane transport; intracellular sodium ion homeostasis; intracellular potassium ion homeostasis. Gene Ontology annotation, molecular function: ATP binding; P-type sodium:potassium-exchanging transporter activity; ATP hydrolysis activity. Lineage: Eukaryota; Metazoa; Chordata; Hyperoartia; Petromyzontiformes; Petromyzontidae.